UUAAACAAAUUAGUGUGACACUAUGUCUUUACAUGAUGCGGUUUUAUCGCACGAUAAAUGUAUGAUAACCGCUGCGGUUAAAUGUGUUUCACUCUUCUAAAUGGAAAAAACAUAUCUUUGUUGCGGUUCCUUAGAAAUGUGACGUAACCAAUACACUACUUCUCAAAAAUCUCUAAGAUAAUGCAAUGACACAUUUCAAAACCUACCGAAUCCUUCUCUUAACAUUAGUCUUCACUUGUCUCAUCCUGUCCUUAGUUUUCCUGAGCUCCUCAUCCAACGCCAAGUUUCCAGAACUCUCUACGGAAGGUAUCAAUGUGACUGAAAAAUAUCCAGGGGCGUUCAUUCAUCAGAUGCAUCCGAAAGCUUCAAACACAACUUACUGCAAGUUCAACUAUAAGCUGCCUUUCGAUUUAAACUUGAACCCGAAUAAGGUUGGUUUUGGACCUGAGGAGGGAACUAACAGUUCUUAUAGAGUGCUAUACAAUGUGAUUGAAGCUAGAUUAGGAGCAGGUGUGCCUGGUAUCACUUAUGCCACUCACGUGACUGCGGACUUUGUAAAUUAUAUUCCAGAAUUAGUAAGGUAUUGGGAUGGCCUUAUAAGCGUAGCAGCGUUCGUUCCAGACACAGACGUAGCCUUAGUCUUGGAACAAAUCAACCAGUACUGUUAUUGUCUUCCAGGAAUGUCGCGUGUCUCUCUGCACCUGGUUUAUCACAAAAAGGUGCCACCGUCUCGAAGGGACGUUUACUUCGCCAGGCCUGAGAGCUGUUUCACAGAGGACUCUUCGAAAUUCCAGACGCAUAGGAACACGGACGAAAAAGUAGUCUACCCGAUAAACGUAUGUAGAAAUGCAGCCAGAGCUGCAUCGUUAACUGACAACGUGUUAGUGUCCGACAUCCAGCUCAUGCCUAGCGAGAACCUAGCGCAAAAGUUUUGGGAUAUGAUGAACGCCUUUAAAUACGCCGACUGUCCAAAUAAGGUCUUCGUCAUUCCAAUAUUUGAAGUUGAGUCAACGGUGGAUAUUCCCAGAACGAAAAAGGAGUUGGUGCAAUUGAUAAAGGAGAAAAAGGCUGUAUAUUUUCAUAAGAUGAUCUGCACACAUUGUCAAAGGUUUCCAGGUAUUGAAGGAUGGAUGGAAACAGAUCCUGGAGACAGCAUUAAGCCUCUGUUGACUGCCAGAAGGGAAGUACCUUUCCAUAGAUGGGAACCCAUUUAUAUCGGCACAAAAAGUGAACCGUUUUAUAACGAAAAAUUAUCAUGGGAAGGAUUGCAGGAUAAAAUGUUACAGAUGCUCGAAAUGUGCCUUAUAGGAUAUAAAUUUGUUAUUUUGGAUGGACCUUUCUUGGUACACUGGCCCGGCAUUAAAAAAACGAAAACCAAGGAUGGGGAGGCUUGGAGAGACGAAUUCGUAAAGAAGAACUCUGUCGAAUAUCAGAAAAUUCUUCAAGUUUUGUCAAAAAAAUAUAAACCUAACCCUCAAUGCAAAGUGCAGUAGUGGGCUUAUAAAAAUUUAGAUUCUAUAUUAUUUAUUCUACAUUAUUUAUUAUUUUAUAAUUAGGUGAUAUAUAACAAGCAAUUUCAGUAAGACUCUUACAAAUUUUACCAGGAUAUGAAUUAACUGUUUUGCAAUAAUCGAGACAGUAUUAUUUUACCGUCCUUAUUCACGCUCAUUUUUUAUGAAGAUAUUAGUGAUAUCAUUUGCAAGUUGUUAAACUUUAUUACAUAUCUUACGGAUAUUUGUGAAUGGUUAAAAUCUUAUCUUGUUGAAAUUUGAAAUUUUGAAUAGAAUAGCAAAAUAAUGAAAAUAUUAAAAGAAACCAUGUCAAAACUUAAAACUAU
This is a messenger RNA of Anoplophora glabripennis (Asian longhorned beetle), 1837 nucleotides long. RefSeq names its product beta-1,4-glucuronyltransferase 1. The record is from RefSeq and is a predicted model, not a curated record. The coding region runs from base 186 to 1493 and encodes 435 amino acids. NCBI's taxonomy places the organism in Eukaryota, Metazoa, Arthropoda, Insecta, Coleoptera, Cerambycidae. The transcript has 6 exons.